AUGAUGUUGUCUUUUAAGAGAUUUUCAUCACCAGAAGGUAUAUCAAGGCCUUUGGUUCAAGAGGUGGUGAAGCAACAAAGAAGACAUGCUUCGGGCCGCCAAAAUGCAUACCCACAAUACCCAUAUCAUCUGUUGGGCAGGUCAUCGAGGGGCAAAGGUGAUUCUAAUUUGAAGUAUGCAAUGAGGCAGUUCUUGGGUCCCAAGAACUUUAAAGGCGAGUAUUUAUACAAUAAAUACUUUUCGCCGCCAACAGAUCAUCAGCCUAAUUAUAUUAUACCAGAUAUUGAGAAUGGUAAAUCUUUGGUUGAUCCAGUUACAGGGAAUGCUGUUACUAUUACCGCUGAUAACACUCUUGUUGUGUCAAAUAGAACUCCUUUGAAACCUAAUAAAUCUCGCAAAUUGCAGCCAUUUCCAUCUAAUGAUCACUGCAAGACUAAUCACAUACUAGAUGAUAAAACGAGGCAUGCAAUUUAUCAUAUGGUAGCAGUAGAAAAAAUUCCUGUCCAACAAAUAUCCAAGAAGUUCAAUUUAAAAGUGCCCAGGGUUGAGGCCGUUGUGAGAUUAGUCGAAUUGGAAGAAAAACUGGAAAAACAGAACCGCAUAUCACAGCAUGUAAAAACCAUGGCAGACACGAUGUUCAAGAUGUUCCCUGUGUUUGGCACAGGCAGUCAUGAGAAUCUGAGUGAAAUUCCUAUUCCAAGCAAGGCCCUUUCUUCCCGUAUACUAACACUAGCGGAAUCGGAGCCUUUUGGACCUAUCGAUGCAGCUAAUGUUCUUGAAUUGGAACCAGCAGCCAAAACGCUGGAAAAAUUAACUAAUGUUACUGAAACUUCAGGCUUGAACGGCAACAAGGAUCAAAAAGACCUGAAAAAGGUAGUGUAUGGUGAGGUUAGGGAAGGUGAUAGAUUUAGGUUUAAAUUUAUCAACAAACCAGUGGGUAAGGUUGGUUUCCGUUAUGGUACUACAUCUCGUGAUAAUAAAAAGGAUCGUAAGAUUGGAUUCGAUGAGACGGGUAAGAUGAUAUAUUUAUAG
Messenger RNA from Eremothecium sinecaudum, 1032 nucleotides. RefSeq names its product mitochondrial 37S ribosomal protein mS45 (gene MRPS35). The transcript has 2 exons. Gene Ontology annotation, cellular component: mitochondrial small ribosomal subunit. Bases 1 to 1032 code for a protein of 343 amino acids. Gene Ontology annotation, molecular function: structural constituent of ribosome. The record is from RefSeq and is a predicted model, not a curated record. Gene Ontology annotation, biological process: mitochondrial translation. Lineage: Eukaryota; Fungi; Ascomycota; Saccharomycetes; Saccharomycetales; Saccharomycetaceae.